CCACGAGAAGGUCCUUCUUUCACGUCGCUUGUCCAACACGCCGCUUCUUGGAGUAAUAGGUCAAAUCGCAACACAGGAGAGAUGUCCCGGUGUUUGACACUACUCAGGUUUGGUCUGCACAGUUGUGGAAAGGCUAGCCUUUUCUCGUGCAGCCGAAGCCGGAGUGUCACAGCAGCAUUCAGCGGAGUCAAUACAAGAACAAGGACGAAACAGUAUAGCACUAAACCUAGACUCUGGAGCCCAAGCCAUUUUGGUGUGAAGUUAACCUGCCGUUCCUAUAGCACUCAAACAGAAACUGCUGAAGAGGAGAUUCUCCACAGCAUUAUUAGUGACACAGAGAAUGUUCAAGGAUCCUACUCCAAGCAUGAGUUCCAGGCAGAAACAAAGAAGUUGCUGGACAUUGUGGCCAGAUCUUUGUACUCAGAGAAAGAGGUGUUCAUAAGGGAGCUCAUCUCGAAUGGUAGUGAUGCGCUAGAGAAGUUGCGACAUAAGCUUAUUACAGCAGGAGGAGAUUCUGAACCUCUGGAAAUCCAUCUUCAGACUGAUGCAGCUAGAGGCAUUCUAACUAUUCAGGACACUGGGAUUGGGAUGAGUCAAGGGGAACUGAUUACCAACCUUGGCACCAUUGCUUGCUCUGGCUCCAAGGCCUUUCUGGAGGCUCUUCAGAGCCAAGCCGAGGCCAAAAGCUCCAUCAUCGGGCAAUUUGGUGUCGGCUUUUACUCUGCCUUUAUGGUCGCGGACAAAGUAGACGUUUACUCUCAGAGUGCAGAGCCUGGUGUUCCCGGAUACAAGUGGUCCUCAGACGGCUCAGGAGUGUUCCAGAUUGCUGAGGCCAGUGGGGUGAGACAGGGCACUAAAAUUGUCUUGCACCUGAAGAAUGAAUGCAAGGAGUUUUCUUCUGAGGACUGUGUUAAAGAGGUUGUGAAGAAGUACAGCAACUUUGUCAGUUUCCCCAUUUACCUGAAUGGCCGACGACUGAACACACUGCAGGCUCUCUGGAUGAUGGACCCCAAAGAGAUCAGUGAGUGGCAGCAUGAGGAGUUUUAUCGCUAUGUAGCUAAGGCGUAUGAUAAACCUCGCUACACACUGCACUACCGUGCUGAUGCUCCCCUCAACAUACGCAGCAUUUUCUAUGUUCCUGAGAUGAAGCCAACCAUGUUUGACGUGAGCAGGGAGAUGGGCUCCAGAGUGGCUCUGUACAGCCGGAAAGUCCUGAUCCAGACCAAGGCUACAGACAUUUUGCCCAAGUGGCUGCGCUUCUUGCAAGGAGUGGUGGACAGUGAGGACAUCCCCUUGAAUCUCAGCAGAGAGUUACUACAGGAGAGUGCUCUCAUCAGGAAAUUGCGGGAUGUGCUGCAGCAGCGAAUCAUUCGUUUCCUGUUGGACCAGAGCAAGAAAGAGCCGGAGAAAUAUGCUCACUUCUUUGAGGACUAUGGGCUUUUUAUGAGAGAAGGCAUUGUCACCAGCACUGAGCAGGGUAUUAAGGAGGACAUAGCCAAGCUGCUCCGCUUUGAGUCCUCAGCAUUGCCUGCUGGGCAGCAAACCAGCCUCAUGGACUAUGCCUCGCGCAUGAAGGCAGGCACCAGGAACAUCUACUACUUGUGUGCUCCCAGUCGCCAUCUGGCUGAACACUCUCCGUACUAUGAGGCCAUGAAAAUGAAGGACAUGGAGGUGCUCUUCUGUUAUGAGCAGUUUGAUGAGCUAACCCUGCUCCACCUCCGAGAGUUCGACAAGAAGCAGCUGAUCUCUGUCGAAACCGACAUUGUAGUUGACCACUACAAGGAAGAAAAGUUUGAAGCCAACAAGCCAGCAUCAGAACAAUUAAGUGAGCAGCAUGCUGAGGAUCUAAUGGCCUGGAUGAGGAACUGUCUUGGUCAGAAAGUCACAAAUGUCAAGGUGACUCCUCGUCUGAACACUCACCCUGCCAUGAUCACAGUGCUGGAGAUGGGAGCAGUGCGACAUUUCCUUCGCACUCAGCAGCUGGCACGUAGUGUGGAGGAGAGGGCACAGAUCCUGCAGCCCACACUGGAGAUCAACGCUGGGCAUGACCUCAUCAAGAAGCUUCAUGUGCUGAAAGACUCUAAUCCAGAUCUUGCCCAGCUGCUUCUUGAGCAGAUUUUUGACAAUGCUAUGAUCACAGCUGGUCUGAAUGAUGACCCUCGGCCAAUGAUCUCUCGCUUAAAUGAUCUGCUGACCAAAGCCCUGGAGAAACACUGAGACCAGGACUGGAGAUUGGAGAGACCUGUCCUGAGGAAUACUUUGUUUUGCAUCAUCACAACACUAUAAAUGUAUUGAAUUUUCUAUCAUAGUUUGUCCUACACUUUGCUAUGCUAAAUCCCCAUAAAUGUCACCGGUCUUUGUUCAGAUUAACAGCUACUCAUCUAAGAGUAGUGUUAUUUUUUUCAUGGCUCAGAGUCAGAUGUUUGUUAUGGAAGAAUGUUCAGUGUAGUUCGGUGUAAUAUUGAUGUGUGUAGUAUUAAAGGACAAAGAUGAUGAGAGGACUCUUACUGCACAUAUCCACUUGCAAAUUUUGUUGCCAAAGCACUUUUUCUUCCAGCUUAUGGGCAUUUCUAUGCCAUUUCUUUUGCUUGCCUCCAUGCACCAGGCACAUUGAUUUGUAUAAUGUUUGGCUCUGCUGAACUUUUGCUGCCGCACAGUAAAACAGAUUUUGCAAGUCAUGCAAAACGUGGAUUCAGCAGAACUGUCCACUGAAAUGAAUGCAUAGUGGUUGCUUGUGGGAACAGUAUUUAAACCUGCAACAUCAGAUUCUGUUGAACUCUUGCCUUUAUUAUUGAUAUUGUUCUUUUGUCCUUACUUGUUUAUUCAUCAGCAGAAUUGUAAUAGCCAUUGUUUUUAUGUUUAAAGUUCAAAUCUCAGUUGCUUAUGAUACUCGCAAGACAUUUGUGACUGUUUAGAAGACGAAGAAGCAGUAAAACCUGGAGUUCCAAAACACACAAAAAUAUAGGGAAGGAAUGGAUUCACCAUAAGCAAUUGUAUGAAUGGGAUGAAAAAAAUUGAAAAAUCUAUUUACAAAAAAGUAAACUAAGGACAAAUAGUUAUUAUAUACAAUAACACUGCAGGGGCAAGCUCAUUUAAAAAAACUGUUGGUAUUAUUUUAACUGAUAAUGUUCUUUUGGAAUGAUCACAUUUUGUGCAAUUGUUCCACAUUUGCAUAUUUCCAAAUAAAUUGAAUAUUAAUUGUGUUUCUAUAAA
Pangasianodon hypophthalmus (striped catfish) is the source of this 3213-nucleotide messenger RNA. It is a transcript of the gene trap1, whose product is annotated as TNF receptor-associated protein 1. Gene Ontology annotation, molecular function: ATP binding; ATP hydrolysis activity; protein kinase binding. Bases 82 to 2217 code for a protein of 711 amino acids. The transcript is spliced from 18 exons. NCBI's taxonomy places the organism in Eukaryota, Metazoa, Chordata, Actinopteri, Siluriformes, Pangasiidae. Gene Ontology annotation, biological process: protein folding. Gene Ontology annotation, cellular component: mitochondrial inner membrane. The record is from RefSeq and is a predicted model, not a curated record.